Pneumocystis jirovecii RU7 is the source of this 984-nucleotide messenger RNA. RefSeq lists its product as uncharacterized. The coding region runs from base 1 to 984 and encodes 327 amino acids. Lineage: Eukaryota; Fungi; Ascomycota; Pneumocystomycetes; Pneumocystales; Pneumocystaceae. Gene Ontology annotation, cellular component: Golgi apparatus; membrane. Gene Ontology annotation, biological process: retrograde vesicle-mediated transport, Golgi to endoplasmic reticulum. The record is from RefSeq and is a predicted model, not a curated record. The transcript has 5 exons.
AUGUCAAUGCAGACCUAUUCUAUACUGUCUUUUUUUGUAAUUGUUCCUGGUAUAUCUUAUUUUUAUAUUUGGACGUUUUUUAUUGCAACAUUUGUUGAAAGUAAUUUUUUUGCAUUUAUUGUUUUAUUAAGUUCAUUAUAUUAUGGUGGAAAAUAUUUGGAAAAGUCAUGGGGGUCGAAAGGUCUUAUGAAAUUUAUACUUGUUAUAGUGAUUGUUCCAAAUAUCUUUGCUUGGACUUGGUACUAUAUUCGAUAUAUAAUUGAACAUAAUAUGUUGUUUUUGUGUGUAAAUCCCGUAAAAAAAUAUAUGAUUGAUAAAAUGAAUAGAACAAGAUCAAUUCAUGGAGGAUACGCUCUUUACUCAGGUUUUUUAGUUGCAUUAAAGCAAUUGAUUCCAGAACAUACAAUAACUCUUUUUAAAGGUAUUUUACGAAUACGUAUAAAAUACGUUCCAAUUUUAUACAUUUGUGUUAUUUCAAUUAUAGGAAUCUUAAUUGAAAAUGGUUCGCUUGGAAUACUAGCAUGGACAGGGUUUUUAAGUUCUUGGGUUUAUUUGAGAUUUUUUAAAUGGAAUACACCAAAUCUAUUUUCGCAUUUAACAUUAGAUCUUAGAGGAGAUACCUCAGAAACGUUUGGAUUUGCUUAUUUUUUCCCUCAACCUAUACAUUCUCUAAUUAGCAUGAUUUCAAAAAAAAUUUCUCAUUUCCUAGCAUUUUUUCAUAUAUAUGUAUCUAUUCCUAUAAAAAAUCAGCAAACGGAAACUUUAAAUAGUUUUCAGAAGUCUCCUGAUUUUCUUUCACAUUUAGGUACGUCUCGUUCUGAAGCAGAAAGAAGAAGAGCACUCGCUUUGAAAGAGUUGGAAGAACGAUUAAACACAUCAACAAAUACGAAACUUAAUAUACAAUCAUCUACAACAGAAUCAACUGUAUUAAUGUCAGAAUUAUCUAAUAAACCUCUAAUUAUAAAUGAUGAAAAUAAAAAAUAA